This is a messenger RNA of Perognathus longimembris pacificus (Pacific pocket mouse), 422 nucleotides long. RefSeq names its product ATP synthase membrane subunit k (gene Atp5mk). The record is from RefSeq and is a predicted model, not a curated record. NCBI's taxonomy places the organism in Eukaryota, Metazoa, Chordata, Mammalia, Rodentia, Heteromyidae. Bases 136 to 312 code for a protein of 58 amino acids. The transcript has 4 exons.
GAGAACGAGUCUUUUAGUCCGUUGGAUGCGGGAGGCGGGGGGCAGGCGACCUCCUUCCGGUUAGGCCGAGUCUGUGUCUCCGUGGGUUGAAGGACGUCGGCCUCCGAAUUUGUGACUUUGGCAAAGAUUGACAUCAUGGCAGGUGUAGAAAAUGAAAGCCAAUUCCAGUUCACUGGUAUUAAGAAGUAUUUCAACUCCUACACUCUCACAGGUAGAAUGAAUUGUGUACUGGCCACAUAUGGAGGCAUUGCUCUGCUGGUCUUAUACUUUAAGUUAAGGUCAAAAAAGACUCCAGCUGUGAAAGCAACAUAAAGGGAUUCUAAAAUGUUUGACCUCAUCUGUUAAAUUCUCAAGCCUGAAGAAGCUAAUGUCAACUCAUCAUGUAAUACUCAAUUUGUACAAUAAAUUAUGAACCUGGAAAA